Oppia nitens is the source of this 1001-nucleotide messenger RNA. RefSeq names its product mitotic spindle assembly checkpoint protein MAD2A-like (gene mad2). The transcript is spliced from 4 exons. Gene Ontology annotation, biological process: mitotic spindle assembly checkpoint signaling. Bases 180 to 824 code for a protein of 214 amino acids. The record is from RefSeq and is a predicted model, not a curated record. Gene Ontology annotation, cellular component: kinetochore; cytoplasm; nucleoplasm. NCBI's taxonomy places the organism in Eukaryota, Metazoa, Arthropoda, Arachnida, Sarcoptiformes, Oppiidae.
UAACAACACUCUCAUUGACACUAAACUACACUAUAAAUAGUGUUAAUAAUAAUAAUAUUCAUAAAACAAUUGAUUACAUGAGUUGUGCCAAACAUUUGUCAUAAUUUGAUUGAUAAUUAUUAUUACUGUUUAGUAUUGAUUAGUAAUUAACAAAAAGUGAUCGACAAAUCCAGAUAAUCAUGACGUCCACCGCCACGACAGCUGCUGCCGCCGCCGGCACACAACAGAUGGUCUGCAAUUCAAUUACACUGAAGGGAUCCGUUGAUAUCGUUACCGAGUUCUUCGAGUAUGGCAUCAAUUCAAUACUAUAUCAGCGCGGCUUAUAUCCAUCUGAUCGGUUCAAUCAGUGUCAGAAAUACGGCCUAACAUUGUUGAUGACUAUUGACGAUAAACUGAAAACCUAUUUGCAGACAGUGUUGUCUCAGUUGAAGACGUUUAUGUUGGCUAAAAAUGUCCACAAAGUAGUUCUGGUGAUAGUAAAUGUCGAAAAUCAAGAAACAGUAGAGCGAUGGGAGUUCCUUAUCGAAUGCGAUCAGACUAUCGGCGACGGAGAGACCAAAGUGGUCGACGAAAAAGAGGUUCAAAACGGUAUACGCAAUGUGAUCCGUCAGAUAGUGGCCAGCGUUACGUUUUUGCCACUACUGGAGGGAAAGUUUAUCUUUGAUAUACUUUUGUAUACCGACAAAAAUACGGAUCUACCGUCGGCUCUCUGGUUGGACUCGAAUCCGCAUUUGAUACCGAAUGCCGAAGAGGUUGAGCUCAAGAAUUUUUCGACAAAUAUCCAUAAAGUCAAGGCUAUGGUGUCGUACAAGAACUGCGAGUGAAUUACAUUUUUUUCCUAAUUCUAAUCAUUUCUUCUUUAAGUUUUACUAAUUGUAUUAUAAUUUGUUUGUUUAAUAAUUUGAUUUUUAAACGUUUAUAUUAUAAAUCAUUAAUGAUCAACAAGAAAACUAAUCACAAUUUUUUUAUAAAUCAAUAUUUUUUAUGAUUUUUUUCUAUCA